AUGUUGGCUGAGAUGGUUGCACUCCAUAUUCGUGUGCAGGAGCUGGAAGAACGUAUCGCACAAGAGACUACCUUUCCUCUGCAGGCCGGCAAUGACGACAGCGAAAGCAUUCGAACGACAUUCUUUUCUGAAACCACUCGAGACGAAAUCGAGAUGGACCAACCCUCCGAUAUUCAAGAAACGAAAGAAAUGGUAGAACAUUUCGAAGGCGUCUGCAUGAGUCAGAGCUCUUUCGAACUGUCUACCACAAACCAUGUUACCUUCAAGAUCGGUCAGAUCCGCACAAUACCACCAAAAUUGACUCACACAACGCAACUCGGUAGACUAACACCAUGUAUAUGGCUCCCACUAAGGGAAGAAGCCACCAUACUCCUCGACAUCUACAUCACCGAGCUCAACUACAUUCAACACGUAACGCACACCCCCUCUUUACCAACCGUCCACGACGAAAUUUACCGUCCAAUCGAAAGCGGUGAGCCUGUUCAUACCAGCAAAGUCGUUCUACUGCUAAGUAUCAUCGCUCAUGCAACGCAUGUAUGGAGUAUGCCGGACGGACUGAACAGACAACGUCCCCUAUUCUUGUCCUCGACCCAAGCCCGUUCUCAGACAUCCACUUGGAUCAAGGCCACAUAUACUGUACUCGAGACAUUACAAGAGGGGCCCUCGCUGGCUCUGGAGGCUAUACAAGGCAUCAUAAUCUUGUCAUACGUCUUAUGCAACAUAGAAGGUGUAUCGCUACGAUAUCGCUCCUUAAUAUCAACUGGCUUGUUACUAUGUCGGGAAAUGGGUCUUCACCGGAUCGAUCACGAAUCCAAUGCCGAUGCGGCCCAGACGCUCAAAGCAGAGAUUGGUCGUCGCGUGUGGUGGUACCUGACCGCAACGGAUUGGCUCCUCGCAGCGCGCUACGGCGGACCCAACGGCGGCAUCUACCAAACCAACCCCCUCCACUUCCACGUAAACAAACCCCUAAACAUCAACGACAUCGACCUCCUCCCCACCGGCCCCCAGCCCUCCCUCCCCCUCUCCCAACAAACAGACAUGUCCUACUUCCUCCAACGCAUCCGGCUCGCAGAAAUUUCCCGCACCCUCGUCGACCAACUCACCUCCGACCCUUUCCAACGCUCCGCCCACCUCAUGACCAUGGACCGCCAACUCGUACAACUAAUGCACGAAACACCCGCUUUCUUCCUACUAGACUACUACGACAAUAUCUUUUCCUCUGAGAAGCCAAACCACGUCUUCAUCCAAGCCUACUUCCUCAACACGCUCAUCCACACUCAGCGCUGUAAAUUGCAUCUUACUACGCUGACACGUCCGUCUGCGUCGACGGGUACCUCAACGACGCCUUCGUCGCGCACUGCGUGUCUGUACUCCGCCCGGCAGCUUAUAUACCUCGAGACGAAACUACUGCAGUCGCGGCACCCGUUUGCGAGACGGCCCCAACGGCCUCCGGCGGGGCUGUAUAGUAUAUUCAUCGCUACCAUCGCUUUGCUCAUGGAUGCUUGUGUCAAUAGGUCGGGUGAAGUACAUGCUGAGCUGCAAGAAGACCGCGAUCUAGCGAAAGGGUUGCGUAUGAUUGCUGAUGCGAGGGAUGAUUCACUGGCAGCGGCGAAGUUAUAUGAGUCGCUCAUGCAGAUUUUGGAGAAGUAUCGGGAUGCUGGGGAUACGGGAGAGAAGUACGGAAGUAGUGUGGGUGGCCAGAGUGCGGUGGAGUCUUUGCAAGAUUUGCCCCCGGAUAGAUUCGGGGAGCAACAGCAUUCUUCUCAUGUGAAUGAUGCGAUACAGCUUGAUUUGGUGGAUUGGGAUGACUUGUUCUCGAGUGUUUCUUCCUCGCCGUUCUUUUAG
Messenger RNA from Alternaria arbusti, 1845 nucleotides. RefSeq lists its product as uncharacterized. The transcript has 2 exons. Bases 1 to 1845 code for a protein of 614 amino acids. The record is from RefSeq and is a predicted model, not a curated record. NCBI's taxonomy places the organism in Eukaryota, Fungi, Ascomycota, Dothideomycetes, Pleosporales, Pleosporaceae.